AUAUAUAUAUAUGUGUCAAUAUCACUAAAGUUUAAUUAUAUACCAUAUAAAGUAAAUAAAAUGAUUAUUUUUAUUUAUUUACCAAAAACAUGGCAUUAAAUAAAUAACCCUCAAAAUAUAUUGGUUUUGAUUUAUGUGAUUACUCUAAUGCGUAUAAUUUUAUGUAUACAAAUUAUUUUUUGAAUAUGUGAUUUCUGAUAUGUUAUUUGAUCCUCACAAUCCUAGAAAUAUACUUUUUCAAAUUGAUGUGACUUUUUAAUAUUGUAAGCGCUAUAUAUAUAUAUAUAUUUAUAUAUAUUAUUUCAUUCAGAUUAAAUAAUUCAGUCUUGAUUUUUAUUCUUAGAGAGCUUUUAGUGAAUAUCAUGACAAGAUUCCAAUCAUCUCCUUUUGAGUAUGUUCGAAGAAUGAUAGAUUUGAUCCUCCAUUUAAUAUUUGUUUCUUCCUAAUACCAUAUCUAGCUAUUGUAAUAGUAAGAAUAAGAUAUUUGAACUAUUUAUUAUAAGUUAUUUAGUUUAUAAUUUAAUAAAUCAAAAAUUUCUUAGUUUACAUAUAAUGGAAUGGAAAAGUACUUUAUAUUUUUUAUUGGUAUAUUCUUAAAUAACUAACCUCAAAAGAGUAGGUUAAUAAAAAAAGUAAUUUAUUUUGCUGUUUCAAAAUUAAAUGAUUUUUAGACCGAACUGGUUAAUAUAUACUAGACAAAUAUUUAUAUUUCGAGUUUGCAUAUAUUCCAUAACAACUUGAUAUAUUAGAUUUGAAUACUAACCUGUGAAUAUAGUUUGCCGGUGAUUUCUUCAAAAGUUUGAUUUUUAGAUAUGUAUCUGGAGUGGAACAAAUUUUUACAGAUGUCCGUAUUUUUAAAUUUAGACUUAAGUAAUUCACAGAAUUUACAUAAGAAGUUAAAAAAUAAUAACAAAAUUCAUAUCAUUGAAACAAAAACGAGAGCGAAAGCACAAUUUUAUAGAGUUACAAAAUGAAAUUACUUAUGGAGAGUCAAUAGUAAACAAAUUGAGAAAAUAAAACCUAAUCUCCUUUCGUUAUUUUACAAUUUCCUAUCUUGUUUAAUGAUUUGUGUCAGCCGCAAAACUUAAUUUUUUUGUCUGUAUAUGAAGUUUUAAAAUAAAUAAAAUGAGCUGUAAUAUGUUAAUUAUUCAACAAUGAUUAUACAUUUAAGAGACCAACAUUUGUAUUCGUCAUUUUAUAAUCGAUAAAAAAAUAUAAUUUUGCAAAUGUUAAAAUUAUUUAAUGAACAAACAUAAGUAUAAAAAACUCACCUCGCGCGUGCGUCCAUGUUAUUAUCUAGUUAUAAUUAAUAAAUUUCAAGGGUUCUAAACAGGAUUAGUAUAGGCAAUGAAUGUGACUACAACCCAUUGUAACGUUGGAAUGCAUUUCAAUUGUUUAAAACGCGUAUAACAAGAUUAUUCUGAUAUCAAUGUAUUGAUAGUGUAUUUAACCAAAUUUUGUUCUGAUUUCAUCAGUUAUUUUGAUUGUAGUCGUAUACUUCAAAUCAUUUUUUUCUAACAAAUUAGAUUAGAUUGUUUCUCAAGAGCUUGGUUUGGCUUCUUGAUGAAAUGAAUCGUAUCAACUUUAUGUUAUUGUCUUUGAUAAACAUAUAGAAUAAUAUAACUUUUAGAUAAGAAAAAAGGAAUUGGAUUAGUGUAAAAUAUGAUUCAAUUUGAUAAAAUAAUAAAAUAACAAAUUUUUGAAAACCUUAUAUAAAUUAUAUGAUCCCAAUAUAAAUAUAAAUUAAGAAUAAUGAAAAUAAAUUUUAUAUAAAUAUAAUCAAUAUUGUAAUUUUUUUUAUUCAUAUUGAACUUUAUUAUUAGCUUUUCUUAAUUUUUCUAAAUAAUUUUUUUUUUUAUUUUAUACUUAAAAUGCAUUAACAUUUACUGUAUAGACCAAAUAAUCGAAUAAGAGCGAUAGAAAAUCUUUAUUCAUUAAAUAUAAUCAAUACAUAUACCGUAAAAUCAAAUAAUAUUCAUAUUUUUACAUAAAACAUACUUUAAUAUAUAUGCAUUUUUUUUGUCAGCAACUUAAACAUUAUUACAUUUAAAUAUGUAUAAUUUUAAAAGGAAAUUUUUAUAAUUUAAUAAUUUAACAAAUUGGUAAAAUAAAAAAUUACAAUAUUAUUAAUUUAUAUAAAUUUAUUGUAUAGCGUCAAUCUUAGAAAUGAGAACAACAGAAAAUCUAUGGAGCAGACCUUUAGACCUGUUUGAUAAAAUACUGUAUUUGUGUGAAUAGAAAACUAAAUCUACAACCAACAGAGCUUAUGUUAAGUUACAUUGUUUAUUUGGUAUAUAUAUAUAUUUGUAUGUACUCUCUCCGUUUCAAAAUACAUGAUAUUAUUUCUUAGUGUACAAAGAUUAAUAAAUUUAUUUUUCUCUAAAAAAUGGUUUAAAAAAUAUAAUUUAAAAAUCAUCCAGCCAAUUACAUAAAUGACUACAAUAUCUAAUUGGUUACACAGUUUUCAAUAAAAUUAAAAAUAACAUAAAAAUAUUAAAACAUCAUCUAUUUUGAAACAACAAAAAAUUUAUAAAACAUCAUCUGUUAUGAAACGGAGGAAGUAUUAAUUUAGACCUUUAUUUUGGUGUUGAUACUAUUUAAAUGGGGUAUGUAUUAAUUUAUGUAUGCAUAAAUGUAAUAAUUUAAUUAUCUUACUAGAUUUUGAUCCGCGCUUCGAAAGCGCGGGUUUUAUGGGUUAUAUACGAAGUUGGGUAUGAGAUAGUAUUUUGAAUAUAUUGUGUAUUAUUAUGUUAUAAAGUCGUAUUAUAUCAAAUACAAAAAUUUAUUUAAAAUUAUAUAACUUAUGAAUAAGUUUAUUCGAGAUUUUUUAUAUACGCUCUUAUGUAACUCUUUCUUAAGUAUGAAAAUUUUACCCAAUUAUGAUAAACGAACCAAACAAAUACAAAAUACAAGUUGAGGUUCGGGAUUAGGAAAAAGUACCUAUUAGAUUGUUUUGGACUUGCGAGUCUCUGUUGGAUUCCACGUACCCAAAGUACUCAGAAUGUUUUGUUCAUAUUAUGUAUAUUUGAGUAAUUCAUAUAUGUUUUCAGUAUAAAAAUAUUAUUGUAAAAUUUGGAUUCGCGUUUUCUGUUAUAGUUUCAAGUUUUGGGUAAAAUUUCAAUAUUUAAAAAUAGAUUUAAAAUAUUAGAUAUUUUUGGUUCUCGGGUAAGAUUUUGGUCUUUUAGAUAUUUAGUUAUUUCUAAUAUUUGUUUGAUUUUGGAUAUUUUCGUGUUUUGAUUUUUUUGGCUUUUCGGAUUCUUUAGAUGUUUUUGUCCUAAAUACUCAAACCGAGCUAGACUCAUUACGUAGCCAAAUUACAUAGUAAAUUUUACAGAUACUUGAAUUAUUGACUCAAACUGACCUGGAACUAAAAAGAACCGAUCUGAACAAAAAAAUAAUAAUUUAAAUACCUAGUUGGAUAUAAAUGUCCAACACCCAAAGAACUUGGACCUGAAAGAAACAAAUUUAUAUUUGACCCGAAGAUCUAAAUGCUCAAAUCUAACAUUUCACUAUAUUUUAGUGCAUUUUAUAAAAGUUACAUUUGUUCAGUUGGUGAAACUUAAGAUUUAUAUGCGAGGUUUUUGGCUAAUUUAAUACUAUAGAUUAGUAGGUUUUUUGUUGAGCAUUAAAAAAAAGAUUUGUUGGGUUUUUGAUAAUUUUAAACUUAUCUUAAAUACUAAAUUGUUAUUUAUCAAUAAAAUAAAAUUAACAUAAUAUAUAAUUUUUAAACUUAUCUUAAUUAUGAAGUUAAUGAGACAUAUUUAGAGAAGAGUAUAAUAAAGUGUACGUGAUAUUAUAUUUUCGUGAACCAAAUUUAUGUGGUCCUAUAUAUACAGUAUAAUCUUUUCGUUUACAAAAAGAUAUGAGUCCAAUAAAUAAAAACUUUGACUAAAUAAUUGUUUGAGAAAUUUAAGAUAAUAUAUUGUUGGUCUAAAUCAAAGUAAGACCAAAAUAUUAUUAGUUAAUGAAAAGGUCUAAACAAUUUUUUAAAGUAGAUUUAUUAAAAUUCUUUCACUUUUAAUAGUAUUGAUGAAGUAUGAAGUAGAGCAGGAAAACUAAAAUUAGUACAAACGAAUACUAUAGUGGUUUUUUUUUAAAUAAACUAAAGUGGUCUUCACAUGGGAAAUCGUUUUCUUUUCUUGUCAAAUGGAAUGGAAUAUACUGAUCAGUAGGUUUGGGUGUUCUAAUACAUGUUUGGGUUGGGGAUUUUAGAUUUCUGGGUACUUAGGUAUAGAAGUAUAGACUUCAAUCAGAUAUUUUUAGAUAUCGGGUUGGAUUCGAGUAUUUUUAGUUCGGGUUCCAUUAUUUUGGAUCGGAUUUAGAUAUUUAGAUUUUGAAAAAAACAAUUUUUUAUUACUCAAGUUUCUUAUAAUAGAUUGAACGUUAAUAGUUUGGAAUUUUUUUUUUGAAAAUAUAAAAACACUAAUUUAUUUUUUUGUUUUGAGAAUUUGAAUGUAAUUUUUGGUAAUGCAUGAAAAAGAAUCAUAACAUGCAUUUUAAGUGAAUAGAAAAUUAUUUUGUCUACAUUUUAAGUGUCAUUUUGUGUUUGUGUACACGGAUUAAGGAAACAAUUAAUUUUGUACAUUUCCAAUAUAAAAACACAAUUACCAAUACACCGAACAAUAUUUCAACCAAUAGAAAAAUAAAUUAUUGAAUAAAACUAAUAAAUUUUGCAUUGAAAGUCGAAAACGACACUUAUUUUGUAACGAAAAAAUUCUCUACAAUGACACUUAAUAUGAAACAGAGGGAGUAUAAAUUUAGCAAUGUACAGCAUCAAUAUAAAUAUUUAGAAUAAAAUAAAAGAGGUAAACUAGAAAUAUAUGGUUAAGUAUACACAUGUUCGGUUAUCUUUGGAUAUCCAUUCGGGUUCGAAUCGGAUUCGGGUAUCACGUAAAACGCACAUCCCUACUGUUUAGUGUUAAAUAUUGACUAAUUCUCUCUUAUGUUAAAAAAGGUUCUGAAUGGUAAUAACGGAUUGAGCGGUACGGGACAAGCAGUACAAUUGCGGUACGGUUUUAAUAGUUAUAAAAAUGUAUAAAUAUAUGGUAUAUGUAAAAAAAUUUGCUAUUAUUAACUGCGCUACGGUGCGAAGCCGAUUAAAACAUCUGGAGCCUUAAUAAAAUUAUACUAAAACCUGUUAAUUACACGUAUUAAAAUAAAAUUAAACUAUAAUUUAAUGAGAUAUAUUCUAAUUUUGUAGUGAGAGAGAGACGAGCUCCAACUUCUCACUAGAAAAAGGUUUCAGAAAACAGUUGACUCACGGUGGCCGGUGGCUUUGCCGCCGGUUACCAUCCUCUUUUUUUUUUUUGCUUUGUGUUUCAUCUUGUAAGUUUGUUUGUCCGUGUCUCUGUUGAUCUCUUUCCGGCAUCGUUGGCUCUGUUGAGUUUGCAUGUCCGGGUUCAUUCCAGUAUCGCACCUUCUUAUGGUGGAUGACUGGCUUUUGACUCUGGGGCCGUGUCGUCUUCUUCGGUGUUGGUCGCCGGCUAUCGUAUCCAAUCGUUUGUAGGUGUACGCAAGAGUUUUCUUUCUCGUGUGUGGGUGUCUUCGUGUUUGGUGGCUUGGCUUUGGAUGAGAUCUCGGUGAUUGAUACUCUCCGAUGGACGAGCACAAGCGUAGACGGUGUAGCUGAUGGAGUCCCAAACUUCCAAUAUAGUCGUUGGAAGGCUUCGUUGGCUGUGGUCUUGUUUCCCGGAGGAUUCUGGUGGUUAGCAGUUUGGGUUGGAUCGGUGAUGACUUUCUGUCGGUGAAGAUGGUGGAGGAUUGUAACAACACGUGUCUCUCUUUUCAUGUUUAUUUUAACACGUUUUAUAGUAUCGGUGGUACCGUUUGUUUGUGAUCCGUGUGUUAGGGUAAACUAAUGUUGGGCCUCUGUUUUUUAGUUUAUGAUGUGGGUUUGUUGCUGGUGGACCUUUCUUUUUACGUUUGUAUGUUUGAAACCUCAAUAAAAUUUUAACUAGUGAAAAAAAAAAUUAAACUAUAAUUUAUCAAUUACACAUACAAUAAUAGGAACUAUGUUAUGGAUGACACAAAGGCAUGCUACUAAAUAGUAGAGUCCUAGUAGCACAAUACAAGCUUCUAGUGUGCAUACGACAAUUAGUUAUUUUAAUUUUAUGUUAUUUUUAUUUAAUCUUAAAAUACUAGACAAUAUCUCUCUUUGACGGGUGCGAAGUCCAAUCAAUCAGUCAACAGAUUUAAACUCGGGAAGACCAAAACAAAAUCCCACCCCAAUUCUUUUUCAUUUUCUAAUAUCCUUUUUACAGGUGAAAACUAAAUAAAUAAAAUAGUUUUACUCUUCUAAAUACUAGUACUAAGCUAUUUGAAUUAUUUUCAUCUUACAUAUAUUCAAAUUAUUAUGAACGUCAACGAAGAGUGACUUUCACUCUUUCCAAAUAUUCUUAGUAAGUAUUAUUAAAUUAUGUGCUUUAUAUAAUAUUGUAUCAUUGUAUGUCCUUGAACACAUGCAGAAUAGCAAACUCGGGGAUCUACAAAUAUAAUAGCAUAGUUUAAAAGGGUCGAUCCAAUUGUAUGUAUAUUACCUUUGAGUCAUUUCAAUGUGAUUGCAUGUAUGUACACGUAAACGUAUACGAAUACGUAGCCCUGUGCUUACACAUGUUUAAGGAUAUGUAAGUACAUGUGUAUGCAGUGAGAGAGAAUGGUCAAUGGUAAGAGAGUGGGAGAUGAUUCGCAGAGUGUGGGAAUGCUGGGCUUUGGGGAGUCAUUAAUCGCGACAAACGAGGAACGUGAGUUCCGAUAAUCCAAGUGGGGUAAAUUUUUGGUUUUAAAAUAUUAAGUGAUUUUGAUUUUGUUUGCUUUUAGGGUUUGGAUUUUUUCCACUUGGAAGCGUAGAUUUGUCUUAUUCGCGACACUCGUGUCCCAAAUCUAUCGCAGUAUCAUAUCCCAGAUACAUGAUCAAACAUGUGAAGUGUAACAUUCGUAUUAAUUUAGUCACUUUUCUAUCGUCUCAUUUCAUUCUAUUAUUGUGAUAUGAUAACAUGUGGUUGUCUAUUUAAUAUAUAUCUACUACUCCCUCCGUUUUUAAUAUAAGUCGUUUUACAGCUAUACACAUACAUUAAGAAAACCAUUAAUUUCUUAUAUUUUCUAAACAAAAACAUCAUUAAUUAUUUACCUAACCACAAUUUAACUAAUAAAAAAAUAGAAGAUAUAUUACCAUUGGUCAUACAACAUUAAUUAUUAAUAAAUUUUACAUUGGAAAACCGAAAAUGACAUAUAAUUUGGAACAAAAAGGUUUCUCUAAAACGACUUAUAAUAAAAAAUGGAGGGAGUAUAUUUCUAUCUAAGAUAUAUAUACUUAUGAGAUUCGUUCAAAAAAAAAAAAGAUAUAUAUAUAUUUAUGAGUAAGUUAUUAUUUUGAUAUAUAAUGUGGCUGUGCAUAACAAUCAGAUAAAAACUCUAUAUUAUAUAUUUACACUUAUUCUUGCAUAAUUUUAAUGGUUGAUAAUAAAAUUGCGGCAAUCCUUUGUUGAGGUUUCGAAAACAAUUUAAAGCGAGCAUUUAAUGUAAUAGGUUUAACUUCAAAACCUGUUUAGCUUCCGAAAAAGUACUCCUUCUAUUUUUAAGAGUUUUACAAAUAUCUUCGUCUACUUUGUUUAAACCCCUCAAGUUAUCGGAGAGAUAGAGAUAGGGAUAGAGAUAGAGAGUGUGUGUUUAGAGAGAGAAAGUACAAGUUUGCGACUGUGUUGCAGCCUUACAUAGAGAGCAAAACAAGAUCUCUUCCCGUCUAUCCUUGAUAGAUUUUAUCAAAGUGAUUUAAGAUUUGAUUUUCAUAGGAAGGAAAUAUAAUGAAUUCUAACAACUGGCUUGCCUUUCCUCUAUCACCAACCCAUUCUUCUUUGCCUCCUCUCAUCCACUCCUCACAAACCUCUCAAUUCAAUCUCGGCUUGGUCAACGACAAUAUGGACAACCCUUUUGAAAACCAAGAAUGGAAUAUGAUCAAUCCACACGGUGGAGGCGGAGAAGGAGGAGAGAUUCCAAAAGUGGCUGAUUUCUUAGGAGUUAGCAAGUCGGACAAUCAUCAAGCCGACCUCGUACCGUACAACGACAUUCAUCAAACCAAUGACUCAGAUUACUACUUCCAAACAAAUAGUCUGUUACCUACGGUUGUCACUUGUGCCUCUAACACUCCUAAUAACUAUGAGCUUCAAGAGAGUGCCCACAAUUUGCAAUCUCUCACCCUUUCAAUGGGAAGUGCCGGAGACGCCGCUGCUGCAGCGGCGGCCGUUAAAGCCUCGCCUGGUGAGACCAGCGCGGAUAAUAGUAGUAGCACUACUAACAUAAGUGGAGGAACCACCGUUGAAGCUGCACCGAGACGGCCCGUGGAAACUUUUGGACAACGAACCUCUAUCUAUCGUGGUGUUACAAGACAUAGAUGGACCGGUAGAUAUGAAGCUCAUCUUUGGGAUAAUAGUUGUAGAAGAGAAGGACAAUCAAGGAAAGGAAGACAAGUCUACUUAGGUGGGUAUGACAAAGAAGAGAAAGCAGCAAGAGCAUAUGAUUUAGCUGCACUCAAAUAUUGGGGCCCCUCUACUACUACCAACUUUCCGAUUACUAACUAUGAGAAGGAAGUUGAGGAGAUGAAAAAUAUGACGAGACAAGAGUUUGUGGCUGCUAUUAGAAGGAAAAGUAGCGGAUUCUCGCGUGGUGCAUCGAUGUAUCGAGGAGUAACAAGGCAUCAUCAACAUGGAAGAUGGCAAGCAAGGAUUGGCCGAGUUGCUGGAAACAAAGAUCUCUACUUGGGAACUUUCACCACAGAGGAAGAAGCAGCAGAAGCAUACGACAUAGCUGCAAUAAAGUUUCGAGGUCUAAACGCGGUUACGAAUUUUGAGAUUAACCGCUACGAUGUAAAAGCUAUCCUAGAGAGCAACACACUUCCUAUAGGAGGUGGUGCAGCUAAACGGCUGAAAGAAGCUCAAGCUCUAGAAUCAUCAAGAAAACGUGAGGAAAUGAUAGCCCUCAGCUCAAAUUUCCAUCAGUAUGGUGCAGCGAGCGGCUCUAGCUCUGGGCUUCAGCUUCAACCUUACCCACUAAGCAUUCAACAACCUUUUGAGCAUCUUCAUCACCAGCCUCUACUUACCCUACAGAACAACAACGAUGUCUCACAGUAUAAUACUAACGUUCAUGAUUCCUACAGUUACAUCCAGACGCAGCUUCAUCUUCACCAACAACAAACCAACAAUUACUUGCAGUCUUCUAGUCACAACUCGCAACUCUACAAUGCUUAUCUUCAGAGCAAUCCUGGUUUGCUUCACGGAUUUGUCUCUGAUAAUAACAACACUCCAGCGGUUUAUGGAAACAACGGGAUUGGUAUUGGGUCAACCUCCACAGUAGGAACAUCGGCCGAGGAAGAGUUUCCCACGGUUAAAGUUGAUUACGAUAUGCCUCCUUUAGGUGGAGCCACAGGGUGUGAACGAUGGACUAAUGGAGAGCAUGGUCAGGGGUCAAAUCCAGGAGGUGUCUUCACAAUGUGGAAUGAAUAAAAGGUUAUUUUCUGUCUCUCUUGCGAGGCAAGGUAUGGUUCUGAAUGAUAGAUAUUAUUUUCUUGUUUACCAAGUAGUUUAGAAUCGGCUGGAGUCUUCUUGAUUAGCAGAGGCUUUAGAAUUUUUAUCACUUUUGACGGCGAAGAUGAUGAAUUUGUAGACGGCGGUUAAUCAAGUCCUCAAGGGUUAGUGUUUUAUGGGCACUGAAACAAGAUGGAUACGUGCCCAAAUUUUGUUUAAAAGCUAACCCUUUUGACUAAUUUCUCAAACCUGUAAUUCCUUUUAUAAUUAAGAUUUAUGUUCCCUUUGUUUUAUUCUCUUAUAUUGCUGAAAAAAUAUAACUCUCUUUUUUGCCAACAAAUUUAACUAUAUUGAGUCUAUAUUACACUGCAUGUGAAUAAACUUGCGUCUCUUCCACAUAUUUUUUUUUUGGCUUAAAAUUCACCACAAAACUUCACAAAUAUGUGCAGUUGUUACUUGUUAGGUCAAUCAAUUUUGUAGUAUAGCUUAAUUGACGUUUAGAAGUGCGUAAAAGUUAAGUCUAACUUGUAUCUUCCUGUAUCUAACAUGUAAAUAAUGUGCCAGCUGAAAACCUUAACAGAAUUUUUCAGACAUCUAGUGUGUAUUUUCCCCUCUAUAGUUUGUAAACGUAUAAAUAUCAUGACUGUUGAGGAAUAAACAUAUAUUGUUGAUUCCCCACUCUUCAUAAUAGGGUCUUAUACUUUUAAAUUUAUGUACGGUUCUAAGUUUAUAAAACUUGAUAUAAUUACGGUUUUGCUUCUUCCAAACAUUAUUUCCGAAACUCAGUCUGCUUUUGUGCCGUGAAGAGCAAUCUCGGAUAAGGUUCUAAUCACGCAUGAGGUUUUACGCUUCCUUCAACCCUCUAAAACACGUAAAAGAUGAUCAAUUGAGUUAAGACAGAUAUGAGCAAAGCCUAUGAUACGUUUGAAUGGGAGUUUAUUAAACUGGUUUUUGAGAGACUCAAAUUCCACCAUAGAUGGAUUAUGUGGAUAAUGGAAUGUGUCUUGACUGUUACCUAUACCUUCCUUAUUAAAAUGGCUUUCCUAGAGGAAGAGUUAAACCGAGUAGGGUUGUCCGACAAGAAAACCCACUAUCACCAUACAUAUUUAUACUAUGCGGUGAAGUGCUCUCGGGUUUGUGUAACAUAGCUCAAAAAUCCGGUAAUAUGGCUCGAAUUUGAGUGGCGUGAGGGAGUCAUCGAGUCAAUCAUUUUCUCUUUGCGGAUGACACAAUGUUUUUCAUUAAAAGUUUAAAACCAACAAAGGGAACGCUUCAGCUAUGAAAUCGAUCUUGUCUCUGAAUGAAUCUGCAUCUGGACAGUUCAUCAACGCUGAAAAGUCUUCUAUAACCUUUUCACAGAAAGCCCCUACAUCGCCCAAAGACCGUGUGAAGGACGGUCUCCAAAUUCAAAAGGAAGACGGAACCGGGAUGCACUUAGGCUUACCCGAAUAUUUUGAAGGACGUAAAAGAGAUAUGUUUACUUCAAUAGUAGCUAGAAUUAAGAUCAAAGCGAAAGGAUGGUCAAAUAAAUGAUUAUCUACAGCGGGGAAGAUGGUCAUGCUCCAAAGCAUCUGACAGCUUAUUUCGUCUUCUGGAAUGACAUGCUUUAAGCUGCCGGUCUCUCUAUUGUAAGCGAAUCCACUCAGCGGUUACACGAUUGUGGUGGGAUGGAAGAAGCGGAAGUAGAAAGAUGGCCUGGGUCUUUUGCUCAAAAAUGACCCAACCGAAAUCGCUUGGAGUCUUGGGUUUCCGAGAUUUUCAGAGUUUCAAUGACACCUUCUUGGCUAAGCUCAGCUUGGAGAAUUAUUCACAACCCAGCAUGCCUUCUCAGUCGUGUCCUCCUCGGAAAAUAUCGCAAUGAUCCAAAACAAUUUCAAGUCUCCCACAGAAGUGUUGAGUCACACGGCUGGAAGAGUAUUUUAAUUGGGAAAGACCUCAUUUUGUGUAACUCGGGAUGGGCAGUUGGGAAUGGUUCAUGAUAAACUAUUGCACAGAGCCAUGGCUAAGUAUGUCUGAGAAGGAAUGACCUAUGGAACUAAUACGUGAGAGACAAAUCGAUCUCAAAGUCUCGAGCCUCCAUUUUCAAGAUGGUUCAGACUGGAACAAAGAUGCAAUUCAAAGAUGUAUCCCUCAGGAAGAAGAGAAUAUUCUCAUGAUAAAACCAAGUAAGCUGAGAGCAGCGGACAGAUUAAUAUAGUUAGGUACCAAGUCUGGGGAGUACUCAACAAGCUCUGGAUAUUGGACAGCAAAGAACGAUCUCAAUGCGACAUCACCUUUUCUACAGUCCCCCUUGAUUGUCAACUAAGUAUUUGGAAACUACAGGUAUCACCAAAACUGAAACUCUUCCUUUGGAAACUUUUCCAAGGAGCUUUAUCAGUGGGAGCAUGUCUAGCAGCAAGAAAUAUAUCCUCUGCCAUAGCUUGUAAGCGAUGUAGCCUUACUGAAUCUAUCACUCAGCCUUACUGCUAUUUUAAAACCAGAGAUAGGCACGAAAAGGAUAGCUCAUUAUCUUGUUUGAUUCAAUUAGAAAACUCAAAAAAAUCUGUCCCUUGUUUGCAUUAAGUUGUCUAGCUCCAGUUUCCUUUUUCGGUUUAUUUGCAUCAAGCAUAAAAUCUUUUUUUUUCUUGUUUUGUUUCUUUUAAAUUGAAAACCAAAAUAAAUAUUUAUUUCCCUUGUUUUAUUUUAUAGAUUUCGAGAUUUGCUUGAUAAAGUUAAAAAAAAAAAAAUUAGGAGUUAAUUUUCCAUUUGUUUCAAAACUUU
Molecule: messenger RNA, 12275 nt
Organism: Brassica rapa (field mustard)
Lineage: Eukaryota; Viridiplantae; Streptophyta; Magnoliopsida; Brassicales; Brassicaceae
Product: AP2-like ethylene-responsive transcription factor PLT2
Biological process (GO): regulation of DNA-templated transcription
Molecular function (GO): DNA binding; DNA-binding transcription factor activity
Source: RefSeq, a predicted model, not a curated record